AAAUAUUAAUUUAAUCAAAAUAAAAUAUUAUGAUCUAACUCCACCCACCCUUACCUAUUCUUAUUCACUUUUAUUAUAUAUAUAUAUACUUUAUAUAUAAUAUUAAAUUAUACACAAUUUUCAUAUCAUCCUCUGAAUAUUUCUUCUUUAUUAAUUUUUCAGUGUACAAACAAAUACAUGAAACUUUGCUUUCACAAAAUGUACAGAUUUUUGUUUCACUGUUAAACAAGAAGCUAAGAUAGUAGUCUCUUUUCCCCAGAACCAAGAAAAACCCAGUUCAUAUUUAUUCAAAGAGCUGAGUUUUUUUAGAUUUUUUUGUUCUCAUUGUUGUUUAUUUUCAAAAGGGUGUGUUCAAGAUUGAUAAAGUUUCAAUCUUUACACCUCAGAGGGUGUGUAGAUAUACACAUCUGUUUGGAUAAUGUGGAGGGGUCUGCAUUUCUUUUGGAAAAAGGAAUCGAUCGGAGAAACGCCGUGUACGGCGGGGAUUUGAUGGUGUGUUUUGUUAAACGCAGCGUUUCAUGGAGUUGAAGAUUUGGUGUUGGAGUAGUGGUAGUAGUAGUGGUGGUAUCAGUAGAAGUAAUACUUGUACUUUUCUCAGUGUUCAUUCUAAAUCCAGCUCUUCAACUAAGCUCAGAUUUGCUAUAUUGUUUUCCCAGGUCCUAUUUAUACUAUUGUGUCUAGAGACCAGUUUAGCAACUUUCUCGGAUCAUCAAUUAUUGAGACAAGACUUUGAGAAUGAAGACAAGAGUACCAUUUCCCAUUCUUGUAUCCAUGAUCAGAUAAUUGAACAAAGGAAAAGACCUGGUUUGCAAGUGUAUUCCGUCACUCCUCAGGUGUAUGAGGAGUCUGUGGCUUCAGAUCCCCCUCACCGUAGAGGAAGGGCAUUACUUGAAAUUUCCAAAGAACAAAAUGAUGUCAUGCAACCGAUCAGAAUCUUUUUGAAUUAUGAUGCUGUCGGUCAUUCAUCUGAGAGAGAUUGUCAAAAAGUUGGCGACAUUGUGAAGCUUGGGGAGCCACCAGGUGCUUCUUUUUCUGGUACGUCUUCUUGUAAUCCACAUGGAGAUCCUCCAGUUUAUGGGGAUUGCUGGUAUAACUGUACCUUAGAUGAUAUAGCUGGGGAGGACAAAAGGCAUCGCCUUCGCAAGGCCCUCGAGCAGACAGCGGAUUGGUUUAAAAGAGCGUUAUCUGUUGAGCCAGUUAAGGGAAACCUGAGGUUAAGUGGAUAUUCUGCUUGUGGACAAGAUGGAGGUGUACAACUCCCAAGAAAAUAUGUUGAAGAGGGUGUUGCACAUGCGGAUUUGGUUCUUCUUGUGACUACAAGGCCAACAACCGGCAACACUCUUGCAUGGGCUGUAGCAUGUGAGCGUGAUCAAUGGGGUCGUGCUGUUGCUGGGCAUGUGAAUGUAGCUCCUCGGCAUUUAACUGCUGAAGCGGAAACCUUACUUCAAGCUACUUUGAUACACGAAGUAAUGCACGUUCUUGGAUUUGAUCCUCAUGCCUUUGCUCAUUUUCGUGAUGAGAGAAAACGUAGGCGAAGUCAGGUUACUGAACUGGUAAUGGAUGAAAAACUUGGAAGAAUGGUUACUCGAGUAGUGCUUCCUCGAGUUAUCAUGCAUGCUCGCCAUCACUAUGGGGCAUUCUCUGAGAAUUUCACUGGACUUGAGCUAGAAGAUGGAGGCGGACGUGGUACAUCAGGUUCUCAUUGGGAGAAAAGGCUAUUGAUGAAUGAGAUCAUGACUGGGUCAGUAGAUACAAGAUCAGUGGUUUCAAAAAUGACUCUUGCUUUACUUGAGGACAGUGGAUGGUACCGGGCUAAUUACAGCAUGGCUGACCGUCUUGAUUGGGGACGCAACCAAGGACCAGAUUUCGUUACCUUUCCCUGCAAUCACUGGAAGGGAGCCUAUCAUUGUAACACUACCCAGUUAUCUGGAUGUACAUUUAACAGGGAGGCUGAAGGUUAUUGUCCAAUAAUGAAUUAUAGUGGGGAUCUCCCUCAAUGGGCUCGUUAUUUUCCACAGGCUAACAAAGGUGGUCAGUCAUCAUUGGCAGAUUAUUGCACUUAUUUUGUUGCUUACUCUGAUGGAUCUUGUACGGACACGAAUGGUGCUCGAGCACCUGAUAGGAUGUUAGGUGAAGUGAGGGGAAGUAGUUCAAGGUGCAUGUCUUCUUCUCUAGUGCGUUCUGGAUUUGUACGUGGCUCAAUGGCCCAAGGCAAUGGUUGUUAUCAGCAUAGGUGCUCAAACAAUUCGUUAGAGGUAGCAGUAGAUGGCAUUUGGAGAGUUUGUCCAAAAGCUGGUGGACCUAUCCAGUUUCCUGGCUUUAAUGGUGAGCUCGUCUGCCCAGCUUACCACGAACUAUGUGAUGUGAAUCCAGCUUUGUUGUCUAGUCAAUGUCCCAAUUCAUGCAAUUUCAACGGAGAUUGCUUAGGUGGAAAAUGUAGAUGCUUUAUUGGGUUUGGUGGUCAUGAUUGUAGCAAACGCUCAUGUCCUGGCAAUUGUGGUGGACAUGGAAAGUGUCUUGGGAAUGGUGCUUGUGAAUGUGAUAACGGGUAUACUGGCGUUGAUUGUUCCACAGCUGUUUGCGAUGAGCAGUGCAGUCUUCACGGUGGGGUCUGUGACAAUGGAGUCUGUGAGUUCCGUUGUUCUGACUAUGCUGGUUACACGUGCCAGAAUAGCUCCACGCUUCUUCCUAGUCUCUCUGUUUGCAAAGAUGUGCUUCAAAAUGAUGUAUCAGGACAACACUGUGCACCAAGCGAGUUAAGUAUCUUGCAGCAGCUGGAAGAAGUAGUGGUGAUGCCCAACUACAACCGACUAUUCCCAGCUGGUCCUCGAAAGAUUUUGAACAUUUUUAGGGGUCGAGAUUGUGAUGGAGCUGCUAAACGACUAGCCUGCUGGAUCUCAAUCCAAAAAUGUGACAAGGAUGGGGACAACCGUCUACGAGUAUGUCAUUCAGCUUGCCAAUCAUAUAACGUGGCAUGUGGAGCAUCACUUGAUUGCUCGGACCAAACACUAUUUAGUAAUGAACACGAGGGUCAAGGUCUUUGCACAGGUUGGGGCGAAUUGGACGCUUGGUUUUAGAAGAGCCAACUAUAGAAAAUGAAUUUGGUGUACAUUGUAGGUAGUUUUAGGUCUUCUUUUUUCGUUUUCAUUGGCCUAUUUGUAAUGUGUUGUAAGCUUUUUUUUUUCUCUUUGGGGUUAGGAGGAAAAUGUGUGCGCGAAGCGCUCAUAAAUUUAGUGUUUUUUGUUUCUCUCAUCCCAAAUGUUCAUUUGCUAAAAGAUUUGGGAUGGGAAAUUAACUUGAGAUUUUGGCUUUCAAAGAUGAAAGUCUUGGUGUAGAGGAAAUGUAAUCAAAGAAAAAAAAAAGGAUAAGAGUAAAAAAAGAAUUGGCCUAAGGCCUUGAAGCCAUUAAUUGUGUAUUCUGUCUUACAA
Messenger RNA from Solanum pennellii, 3428 nucleotides. RefSeq lists its product as uncharacterized. The transcript is spliced from 16 exons. The record is from RefSeq and is a predicted model, not a curated record. The coding region runs from base 519 to 3077 and encodes 852 amino acids. Lineage: Eukaryota; Viridiplantae; Streptophyta; Magnoliopsida; Solanales; Solanaceae. Gene Ontology annotation, molecular function: metalloendopeptidase activity. Gene Ontology annotation, cellular component: membrane; cytoplasm. Gene Ontology annotation, biological process: proteolysis; cell adhesion.